Cucurbitaria berberidis CBS 394.84 is the source of this 1005-nucleotide messenger RNA. RefSeq lists its product as uncharacterized. Bases 1 to 1005 code for a protein of 334 amino acids. NCBI's taxonomy places the organism in Eukaryota, Fungi, Ascomycota, Dothideomycetes, Pleosporales, Cucurbitariaceae. The transcript is spliced from 2 exons. The record is from RefSeq and is a predicted model, not a curated record.
AUGGACGCGCCAAACCUCUUGACCAUCCCGGUUGAACUCCGCGAACUAAUCUACGAAUUCCUCUUCAGCGGCUACCAUAUUCGACAUGGAUUUGGACACUCCAGCGCCCCAAACAACAACGCCGAGUCGUUGAAUCGCACUGCGCUUCUACUCACCUGCCGUCAAGUCCUUGCCGAGGCCUGGCGCCACCUCCCACUCAACUGUACACUCCAUUUCCGAGGUACGGAAAACUUGUUGGACACACUACUCUCCGUCGAUCAAAGCGUAGUAACACGCAUCCGCCACAUUCGAGUGCGCGCCUUUCCGUUUCCACUAUACGCGUCUGGCCGUUCAGAGUACUAUCCUACGUACUACGCCGCCAACGCCCUCGCCCUACUUCCCGGUCUUUGCUUGGACACGCUAGUUGUGGAUGACUGCUGGCACGGUUUCGGCAUGGGCGACGGCUGGCGCGAUGUAACCACGUAUUUUGACAUCGAAGCACUCCUUCAAAGCGACGCCUGGAAAGAACUCACCUACAUCACUCCAUGCACGGACUUCAUCGCGUCAGGCUACGAUCACCGGCGCAAACGCCUAGCGCAGCCAGAGACCUGGGAUGCGCUGAUCCGAGAAAGGGAUGGGGAAGAGUCUGGCGCGGAGGUCAAGAUGUUUAUCGUGCCGCAUAAGCAGGAUAAAGCUACUGGUGAGGACAAGACGGAAGAUGGACGAAUCAUGCAGCCUUGGGCGGCGAAACCGGGACAUGAGGUCAUUGAGAACUGGCGUAUUGCUGGGCCGGAACAGGAUACGAAAGGCGAGGUGAGGGUAGUAGCGAGGAGAGGCCAGAGGGCUAGAGCUGUGCAACUAGGGUUGAGUGAGAAGAGGACGUGGGAGGAGUUGAAGGGUAAGGUAGGUAGCUUUGCGCCGGAAGAUUGGAAGCCGUACCACAAUGAUAUGGCAGAUGCUAUAGGGUGGAUAUACGGUGGCUUUGGACGACGUAUGCAGCUCGCCAAUUCUGCGCUGAACCUGUGA